Schistosoma spindalis is the source of this 402-nucleotide messenger RNA. The record is from the annotation of a GenBank genome assembly. Lineage: Eukaryota; Metazoa; Platyhelminthes; Trematoda; Strigeidida; Schistosomatidae.
AUGUCUGAAGAGAUUAAUGAUAAUAAACGAAUCAUUAAUGUUAAAAUGAAAACAGAUAAACAUAUGAAAGGAAUACAUCGUAAACAAAUGAAAGAGAAACUUCAUAAACAUUCGAAGAUAAAUGAUGAAAAAAAUAAACAAUUCUUAAAUGAUGCCGUUAAAUUAACUUAUAAUCGAUUGAAAUUGAUGAAGAAACGUUUUAUUGAAAAUUUAACAACAGAAAUGGAUUAUAUCAUAGCGAAUCAACCAAAUGCAAUGGCAUCAUUAAGAGUUAAAGCUAUUUUUAUGAUUGGUUCACAUGAUAAAAUGAUACAAAAAAUAAGAAAAUCAAUUGAUCAAAAUUAUAAAAUUGAAAAGAUUUUAACAAAAGAUUAUGAUCAAUCAAUAAUACGUAGACCGUGA